Messenger RNA from Alternaria postmessia, 2043 nucleotides. RefSeq lists its product as uncharacterized. Bases 1 to 2043 code for a protein of 680 amino acids. Gene Ontology annotation, biological process: DNA-templated transcription; regulation of transcription by RNA polymerase II. NCBI's taxonomy places the organism in Eukaryota, Fungi, Ascomycota, Dothideomycetes, Pleosporales, Pleosporaceae. Gene Ontology annotation, cellular component: nucleus. The transcript is spliced from 4 exons. The record is from RefSeq and is a predicted model, not a curated record. Gene Ontology annotation, molecular function: DNA-binding transcription activator activity, RNA polymerase II-specific; RNA polymerase II cis-regulatory region sequence-specific DNA binding; zinc ion binding.
AUGAAGUGUGAUCGCGUGUUUCCAGUGUGUGGCCGAUGCCAAAAGACUGGCAGAGGCCACGAGUGUACAUACGAUCCUCGGCUGCUUGAAGAGUCCCACUCUGACGCGGGCGCUGCAUCGAUUGCCCUCGCCGAGCGGCCAGCUGAUAGCAACCCUUCCUCGGACUCGCCAGAUGCAUUGCAAUGGAAGCUCAGAACCCAAGAGAGACGGAUAGCGAUGUUGGAGCACAAGCUUGCCACAAGGGACGACACCAGAAACCCCUCGCGAUUCGAGGCCGUUGUCCCUGAUGAGCCCGAGAUCAAAGAAGAAAUCAUGUUCAGAGGCAAAGGUUUCAAAUCUCACUUCAACGGCGCAACGAGUAUUAUGAGCAUGAUCUCUAUGAAUUACGAGCUGCAGGCAUUUACACGGGAAGCCUUGACUGUUGACCACUCUAUUAUGCGCGUCAAAACUGACUUCAAAACCUUCCGCGACCAGAGGAAAAAGUCCGCAAUGGCCAAGAUCGCCAGAUAUUCCGACAUCGACCUGGAAGUCUUCGCUGUCCUCCCUGCGAAGAGUACGGUCGAUGCACAAGUCGCUCUCUAUUUUCAGACCUGGGAAACGAGCUACAGGAUUCUACACGAGCCAUCUUUCUGGAAAGAGUACCGCAUAUUCUGGGAAUCAGAUCAAGACAAAAAGAGCUCAGUCAGCUUUGCCGUCUUACUUCUCUUGCUUGUUGCCAUCUCAAAGUGUCUCGCCCCAAAAGAUGACGUCUUCAUUGGCGACACGACUGCAGACCGGCAAGCAGCCCUUGAACUCAUCGAUAUAUGUGAUGCCUGGAUCGGCGAGCAGCCCCGCAAGCGGGUUACUUUGUCUUUCUUCCAAUUACAUUGCUUGUCGCUGCUUGCUAAGCGUGUCAAUUGUGUCCGACUGAAGCAAGACUGGAUAGCAUCGGGAGACUUACUUCGACUCUCCAUUACAUCCGGUAUGCAUCGUGAUCCGUGUCUGGUCGGGCAUGGGAAAAUCUCACCUUUCGAUGAGCAAAUGAAGAAGCGACUGUGGGUCACUGUCAUGGAAAUGGAGCUCCAAUCUUCCAUCGAGAGCGGGUUUCAAUCUGGACUUACCGGACUGUACUUCGACACUCCUGCGCCUGCGAAUCUUGCCGAUGAAGCUUUCUCACCAGACACACAACACGUGCCGUUAGGUCAGCCCACUGAAUACUUCACGUCAGCAUCAUACCUUGCAAUGACUCUAAAAUCACUUCCACUUCGUAUUCAUCUCACGCAGCUGCUGAAUACACCUUCUAGUGUCCUCCGUUACACCGACGUACUGCACUACGAUGCGCAGAUCCGUUCUGCAUUGGCGAUCCUCCCCGUUUGGAAUGACGAUAGCGCGCUUGUGCCUUCUACGCUUCUUCGUUUGCAACUGCGUCAGUAUCUUUUGUUGCUACAUAAGCCGUACGCAAAACUGGCUCACACAAACGAUCGCUAUCUGCAUUCUUUCACGACGUGCGUGGAUACCUGCAGCUCGUUAUUGGCAAUGCACGAUUGCCUGAUAUCGAGAGGUAUCCUGGCACUUCACAACUUCCGGAACGAUGUGAUCAGGAUCAAAUCGUUCACGUCCUAUACAGCAGAGACUGAGACUCAGGAUGUAGACCAUCAUACACAUUUUGCGGAUCUUACUCUUCCAAAUCGUUCAGUUGGCCCAGACUCACGAAUGGAUUUGGACCUCGCGAUAUUGCCACAAGAUCCCUUUCUUGCAAGAACACUGUGCACAUCUUCAAUCGAUAUCCUGGAACGUACGAGACAGAUCUUCGAAGUCAAAGUCUUUCGACUUGCCUCUUCUCUUCGCUCUACUAUGAGUACCACAAGAGAAACGGGAUCUACGAUUGGGAAUGCCGAAAGUGCGGCUCCCACCUCGCUAGACAGGCUUGACAUGAACCUUAAUCUUGCCGAUGGUGCUAAAGAUAUGAACGGGACCUUUGAUGUGCUGCAGGAUAUGCAGGUCGAUAUGAGUGGCUGGUCAUUCCCUGACUUCUGGGCGUUCGAUCUCGGUGGUGACUUCUAA